Messenger RNA from Propithecus coquereli (Coquerel's sifaka), 2060 nucleotides. RefSeq names its product lysyl-tRNA synthetase (gene KARS1). Gene Ontology annotation, molecular function: ATP binding; lysine-tRNA ligase activity; tRNA binding. Gene Ontology annotation, biological process: lysyl-tRNA aminoacylation; positive regulation of macrophage activation; diadenosine tetraphosphate biosynthetic process. The transcript has 14 exons. Gene Ontology annotation, cellular component: cytoplasm; aminoacyl-tRNA synthetase multienzyme complex; nucleus. Lineage: Eukaryota; Metazoa; Chordata; Mammalia; Primates; Indriidae. The record is from RefSeq and is a predicted model, not a curated record. The coding region runs from base 135 to 1892 and encodes 585 amino acids.
GCUACUCCCUUUACUUUGGGGUCAGGCCCUCUUGGAAGAUGGCGGCGGUGCAGGGAGCCGAGGUGAACGUGGAUGGUGGUGAACCGAAACUGAGCAAGAAGUGGUGGUAAUCAUUAGUUCCAGGGUGUUCUGCCAUGUUGACGCAAGCUGCUUUAAGGCUUGUUAGGGGGUCCCUGCGCCAAACCCCCUGGGCAGAGUGGGGUCAGAGGGAACUUCGACUGGGUCAACUUGCUGCUUUCACAGCGCUUCACAAGGACACGCCACUUUCUGAUAAAAGAAGUGAGCUAAAGCGACGCCUGAAAGCUGAGAAGAAGGUGGCAGAGAAAGAGGCCAAGCAGAAGGAGCUCAGUGAGAAACAGCUAAGCCAGGCCACUGCUACUGCCACCAACCACACUGACAAUGGUGUGGGUGUCGAGGAGGAGAGCCUGGACCCAAAUGUGAGUCCCCUGGGCCACUGGCAUGGUAUUUUUGCUCUUCUUUUUCUAGGUAGGAUCCAUGCCAAAAGAGCUUCUGGGGGAAAGCUCAUCUUCUAUGACCUUCGAGGAGAAGGCCUCAAGUUGCAAGUCAUGGCCAAUUCCAGAAAUUAUAAAUCCGAAGAAGAAUUUACUCAUAUCAAUAACAAACUUCGUCGGGGAGACAUAAUUGGAGUUCAGGGGAAUCCUGGGAAAACCAAGAAGGGUGAGCUGAGCAUCAUUCCCUACGAGAUCACACUGCUGUCUCCUUGCUUGCAUAUGUUACCUCAUCUUCACUUUGGCCUCAAAGAUAAGGAAACCAGGUAUCGUCAGAGAUACUUGGACUUGAUCCUGAAUGACUUUGUGAGGCAGAAAUUUAUCAUCCGCUCUAAGAUCAUCACAUAUAUAAGAAGUUUCUUGGAUGAGCUGGGAUUCCUAGAGAUUGAAACUCCCAUGAUGAACAUCAUCCCAGGGGGAGCUAUGGCCAAGCCUUUCAUCACUUAUCACAAUGAGCUGGACAUGAACUUAUAUAUGAGAAUUGCUCCAGAACUCUACCAUAAGAUGCUAGUGGUUGGUGGCCUUGACCGGGUUUAUGAAAUUGGACGCCAGUUCCGGAAUGAAGGAAUUGAUUUGACUCACAAUCCCGAGUUCACUACCUGUGAGUUCUACAUGGCCUAUGCAGACUAUCACGAUCUCAUGGAAAUCACGGAGAAGUUGGUUUCAGGGAUGGUGAAGCAUAUUACAGGUAGUUACAAGGUCACCUACCACCCAGAUGGGCCGGAGCGUCAAGCCUACGUUAUCGACUUCACCCCACCCUUCCGGAGAAUUAGCAUGGUAGAAGAGCUUGAGAAAGUCAUGGGGGUGAAGCUGCCAGAAACUGACCUUUUUGAAACUGAAGAAACUCGCAGAAUUCUUGAUGAUAUCUGUGUGGCAAAAGCUGUUGAAUGCCCUCCCCCCCGAACCACAGCUAGGCUCCUUGAUAAGCUUGUUGGCGAGUUCCUGGAAGUGACUUGCAUCAAUCCUACAUUCAUCUGUGAUCACCCGCAGAUAAUGAGCCCUCUGGCUAAACAUCACCGCUCUAAAAAGGGUCUGACUGAGCGCUUUGAGCUAUUUGUCAUGAAGAAAGAAAUAUGCAAUGCCUACACUGAGCUGAAUGAUCCUGUGCGGCAGCGGCAGCUUUUUGAAGAACAGGCCAAGGCCAAGGCUGCUGGUGAUGAUGAAGCCAUGUUCAUAGAUGAAAACUUCUGUACCGCCCUGGAGUAUGGGCUGCCCCCCACAGCUGGCUGGGGCAUGGGCAUCGACCGUGUCACCAUGUUUCUCACAGACUCCAAUAACAUCAAGGAAGUACUUUUGUUUCCUGCCAUGAAACCUGAAGACAAGAAGGAGAAUACAGCAACCACUGAUACACCAGAAAGCACAACAGUUGGCACUUCUGUCUAGAAAAUAAUCAUAGCAAGUCAUAUGAACAGUCAUCUUUGCAUUUCUGCAAAAAGACGAAGGUCGGCAAGGGAAUUCUUGUAUUGGCUAUCCAUUUGACUACCACUGUUCAGCCACCUGAAGAGAAAAGAGGAAUUAAGAAUUUCUUUUCACUCCUUGUUACCUAAUAAA